CUACCUCUCCCUCUCCCUCUCCCUCUCGUUCUCCUAUCGCUUUCUGGUUUGGCUUCCCAAAAUGGCGAUCUCCAAUUGGAAAUCCAAGCACAAUGCUGCCGCCCGUCGCUUCUUCCUCCUUGCUAUCUGUAUCUUCGUUGCGGCUUUGCUUAUCCUUCUCCCUUCCACCACCACGGCGCCGAUGGUGGCCGGUACAGAGGAGAACGAUUCGUCGUCGUCGUCGUCGUCUAAGAGCUCAGAUCUGCAGUUCUCUGGCCUCCGUUUGGUGCGUAGAUCGGUCCUUUCCCUCGGGCCAGACCCCUUGCGUGCUCGGGCGGAACUGAUUCGGAAGCAAGUCGGUGAUCACGCGGUGGUCGCCUCCGCCUACGCCUCGUACGCGCGCCGUCUCAAGCUAGAUAGCUCGAAGCAUGCUCGGGUCUUUGCGCAGUUAGCUCGCAACCUCACCCUCCUCCUUGCCGCCCACCGCCCCCUUCUCGAUCCCGCCGCGCGGAUCGACGAGGAUUCUGUCCGGGGGUUCGAGCGUGGUGUUAAGGGACGCAUACGUUCCGCUCGCUUCCUCAUUGCCGACGCCAAGGACUUCUUCGACAAUCAACUCAAGAUUCAGAAGCUGAAAGAUACCAUCUUUGCCGUCAACGAACAGCUCUCGAAGGCCAAGAAGGCUGGUGCUUUCUCUUCCCUCAUAGCCGCAAAGUCCAUCCCCAAGAGCCUUCAUUGUCUCGCCAUGCGGCUCAUGGAGGAAAGAAUUGCCCAUCCCGAUCGAUACGUCGAUCCUUCUACCCCUCCGCCCGAGCUCGAAGAUCCCAAACUCUACCACUAUGCCAUCUUUUCGGACAAUGUCCUUGCAGCGUCUGUUGUUGUAAACUCUGCCGUUCACAAUGCUCGUGAGCCUUGGAAGCAUGUCUUUCAUGUUGUUACAGAUAGGAUGAACCUUGGGGCGAUGCAGGUCAUGUUUCGCUCAAAAGAUUAUUCCGGUGCCCACAUUGAAAUUGUUGCUUAUGAGGAUUACAAGUUCCUCAACUCUUCUUAUGUGCCCGUUCUCAGGCAGCUAGAAUCUGCGAACCUUCAACGGUUCUAUUUUGAGAACAAGCUAGAAAAUGCCACCAAGGACACUACCAACAUGAAGUUUAGGAACCCCAAGUACCUAUCUAUGCUGAACCAUUUGAGGUUUUACUUACCGGAGAUGUACCCAAAACUGCACAGAAUUCUGUUCUUGGAUGAUGAUAUUGUGGUACAACGGGAUCUCACGGCACUCUGGAAGAUUGAUAUGGAUGGGAAGGUGAAUGGAGCAGUUGAGACUUGCUUUGGGUCUUUUCACCGUUAUGCACAGUAUAUGAAUUUCUCACAUCCCCUGAUCAAGGAGAAGUUCGAUCCCAAGGCAUGUGGGUGGGCAUACGGGAUGAAUUUCUUUGAUCUUGAUGCGUGGAGGAAGGAGAAGUGCACCGAGCAAUAUCAUUACUGGCAGAAUCUUAAUGAAAAUCGAACACUAUGGAAACUAGGAACUCUUCCACCAGGCUUAAUCACUUACUACUCCACAACAAAACCCUUAGACAAGUCCUGGCAUGUGCUUGGACUAGGGUAUAAUCCAAGUAUAAGCAUGGAGGAGAUAAAUAAUGCUGCCGUCGUGCAUUUUAAUGGAAAUAUGAAACCUUGGCUUGAUAUUGCUAUGAAUCAAUUUCGACCUUUGUGGACAAAGUAUGUGGAUUAUGAUAUGGAAUUUGUACGCCAGUGCAAUCUCGCAGCAUGAAAAGGAGCACCUACAAACAAUCUUCUGUUGCAAACCAUAAAUGUAUGUGCAGAUUGUCACCCUGUGAUUGUCCAUAAGGCUUUGUUUCUCCAUCAUAAAUCCUCUGUUUUAGAUCUUUUAGAAUAAUAUUUUUGCGCAUCCAUCAACACCUGAUGAUGCUGAAAUCCUCUCUAUGUAAUGACCAGUCUAAUGUGUCACAAAGAUGUGGCAUGUGUUUAGCUAAAAUGGAAUCAUAUUUAGUUGCAUCC
Molecule: messenger RNA, 1992 nt
Organism: Zingiber officinale
Lineage: Eukaryota; Viridiplantae; Streptophyta; Magnoliopsida; Zingiberales; Zingiberaceae
Product: galacturonosyltransferase 8-like
Exons: 2
Coding region: 62-1744 (560 amino acids)
Molecular function (GO): polygalacturonate 4-alpha-galacturonosyltransferase activity
Source: RefSeq, a predicted model, not a curated record